AUGGAGUUUAAAAAGUCCAAGCCAAGCCAUCCAAAAGUAGGCUUGGAAAAAGAAAAGCAGUUCUCCAACAGAUUUUUUAGAAACAGGUGGAGCGUUAAAAUCAGGUACACUAAAAACACGAUCCAACAGCUCCAACAACUUCAACAACUCCAUGUUGUGAGUUUUCAAAAUAUAUAUGAACAAGCUUGGAUUCAAUUAAUAUCAGCGGAAAUAGAGCCUCCAAGGGUCGUAAGGUACCUAAAGAGAGCAUUUAUGUUUUUGAACUAUAUUAAAGAUCAUACUGCACGAACACAAGUAAAUAAUGAACAGGAAUUACACGAGAGAACUUGA
Molecule: messenger RNA, 330 nt
Organism: Dentiscutata erythropus
Lineage: Eukaryota; Fungi; Glomeromycota; Glomeromycetes; Diversisporales; Gigasporaceae
Source: the annotation of a GenBank genome assembly